CGGCCGCCUACAUGUUUAUCAUGAUUUUAUCUAAUUUUCUGAAACAAGUAGGCCUUCGUAUCUAUUAAACAAGAAGAAUCACCUUAUUCAUCGCUGUAUGGAGAGUAAUUGGUGCGAUAACAUGUACUGAUAAGCUACUAUAUCCGGUGUUGUGUGUUGUUCAUACCGGUCGGUGGUGCUCAUCUGUUUUAUCUAUUAAAUUGUAAUCACACUCUUGUGGCUCGCGUGCUAGUAGGAUAAAAUUCGUUUAGCAUCAUGUGGAAGGUAUUGUUAAUUAGUAGUUUAGUUAUUAAAGCUGUGAACCUGACUGAUGUAUCAUACUAUGAAGUUCUGGGAGUCAGCAAGGAGGCCACGGUGCAGGAGAUCAGACAGACUUAUAAGAAACUAGCUGUGAAGUUGCACCCUGACAAAAAUCCAGAUAAACCAGAUCACGAGAAGUUCAUGAAAAUAACUGAGGCUUAUGAAAUACUGAAAGACCCUGAAAAGAGGAGGAGGUAUGACCUAUAUGGCUCAACAGACUUCUCAGGGUAUGGUCAUGGUCACCACAGCUCGAGGUCACAGACAGAGUACAAUAAAAUGUUUUACAAUGGCUUGUACCAUGAGGAUGAAUAUGUGGAUACACUGUCUGGGAAGACCUUUCAAACAUACAUAACAGAAGGAUUACACUUUGUGAACUUCUAUUCUCCGUUCUGCCCGCCAUGCCAGAGCCUCAGCGAGCACUGGAAGAAACUCGCCAGAGUGUACAAUGGUAUUUUGAAAGUUGGUGCUGUGAACUGUAAAUAUCACAACUCGUUCUGCUACAACUCAAUGAGAAUAAACAGCUACCCGUCCCUGCUGUUCUACCCAUACGGCAAAGACAGUAACUAUGUCUACUACAGAGGCGACAAAACAUUUAAAUCCCUAGAACAGUUCAUACUGCAAUACUUGCGUGCGCUGGCGCCGGUGGGCGUGACCAGGCGGCGUGUGAGCGGGACGGCGCUAUACGUGCGAGCGGGAGCACUGAGCGAGGAGAGCUUGCUGAGGAUCUCGUAUAGACUGAAAGACCUAAUGCCAGUGUUCCGCGUAGAAGACUCCUCGCUCCUUGCUUCACUCUCGCUAGAUGGCGCCACGGCGGCGGUGCAGCGCGGCGGCCGCGACGUGCGCGUGCGCAGUGACGAGGAAGAUGAGGUGGUGAGAGAAGCGGUGGAAGCGCUGCCUAGCGUGGAGGAGGUGGAUGCGGAUCGGUUUAAGAGUAUCCGAACUCAGCUCCGCACUGGCUCUCACAAGCCGUGGCUGUUCUACUUCACGACGAGUGAGCACAGCAAGCUGCCUCUGCACAAGGUGAAGGCGUCGUACCCGCAGUUCCAGUACGGCACAAUAGACUGCGCCCAACACGCCCAACUCUGCACCUCCCUGCAAGCGGAACCGCCUUGCUGGGCGGCUCUGAAGCCGGGCGGCGGCUACCAGGCGUGGCCGGCGGGCGGGGACGUGGCCAGGCUGGUGGAAGCUGUCGCUGUGGAGAACCUGCAGUCCGUGUCGGCUACGGAGGCGUUGAGGAUUGUUGAUGACUCGGCGCCGUGGCUGCUGGGAGUCAUACCUCACGGCGCGCAGUGGGAGCCCCUCAUGGACGCCUUCAUCCACGCCGGGCGACACUACCGGGGCCACAGCAGCGGGAUACAGUUUAUUGCUAUGGUCUGGUGGCUGCUGGGAGUCAUCCCGCACGGGGUGCAGUGGGAGCCCCUCAUGGACGCCUUCAUCCACGCGGGACGACACUACCGGGGCCACAGCAGCGGGAUACAGCUCGGCAUCCUCCGCUGCUCGGCCUCCACGGACACGUACUGCCGGCGACUAUCUUCACACGCAGGCGCCCUGCUCGUGCUGCACGCGCGCACGCAUGCGUAUGUGGGUCGCGUGGACGGCGAGAGUGUCGUGGAGUUCGUGGAUUUGUUGCUUGAUGACCCUGCUCACGCCGGCGCCCUGCUCGUGCUGCACGCGCACGCGGGCCGCGUGGACGGGGGGAGUGUGGUGGAGUUUGUGGACCUGCUGCUUGAUGACCCUGCCGGGCGCCUCGUGCUGCACGCGCACGCGGGCCGCGUGGACGGCGGGAGUAUUGUGGAGUUUGUGGACCUGCUGCUUGAUGACCCUGCUACCAAUACUGAAGCUCGGUCUCGAAGCAGUAAGACAGGUACUGCCGGCGUCUGUCCGCACACGCCGGCGCCCUGCUCGUGCUGCACGCGCACGCACACGCACGCGGACCGCGUGGACGGGGGGAGUAUCGUGGAGUUUGUGGACUUGUUGCUUGAUGACCCUGGUGAGAACGCUAAGACUCGUACUGCCGGCGUCUGUCUUCACACGCCGGCGCCCUGCUCGUGCUGCACGCGCACGCACGCGCACGCGGGCCGCGUGGACGGGGGGAGUAUAGUGGAGUUUGUGGACCUGCUGCUUGAUGACCCUGUGGUGUCACUGACAGACAGCAGCCUCCUGGAGGUGCUAGACAGCGGUAGAGCACACAGCUGGUGUGCGGCCUUCCUGCCGGCGCGCUGCGGGCUCGUGUGCGACCAGCUCGCGCACCACUGGCGGCUGCUGGCUAGGAAGGUACUGUCUCUCUCACUCCUAGUUGUAGCCUGCACGCGUAGCACACCGUGCAGAUGCUGUCUCUCUCACACAGUGGUGUCACUGACAGACAGCAGCCUCCUGGAGGUGCUAGACAGCGGUAGAGCACACAGCUGGUGUGCGGCCUUCCUGCCGGCGCGCUGCGGGCUCGUGUGCGACCAGCUCGCGCACCACUGGCGGCUGCUGGCUAGGAAGGUACUGUCUCUCUCACUCCUAGUUGUAGCCAGAUGCUGUCUCUCUCACACAGUGGUGUCACUGACAGACAGCAGCCUCCUGGAGGUGCUAGACAGCGGUAGAGCACACAGCUGGUGUGCGGCCUUCCUGCCGGCGCGCUGCGGGCUCGUGUGCGACCAGCUCGCGCACCACUGGCGGCUGCUGGCUAGGAAGGUACUGUCUCUCUCACUCCUAGUUGUAGCCAGAUGCUGUCUCUCUCACACAGUGGUGUCACUGACAGACAGCAGCCUCCUGGAGGUGCUAGACAGCGGUAGAGCACACAGCUGGUGUGCGGCCUUCCUGCCGGCGCGCUGCGGGCUCGUGUGCGACCAGCUCGCGCACCACUGGCGGCUGCUGGCUAGGAAGCUGCGUCCGAUGCCGGGCGUGCGGUUCGGCGUGCUGGACUGCGCUCGCGAGCAAGUCGCGUUCUGCGCGAACAUUCGCACGCCGCUCGCCCGGGUCUACCCGCAGGGGUCUAAACAGAAUUAUGUGUCCAACCUGCAGCAGCUGUCAGAAUGGGUGUACAUGGCGGAGUGGGCGCUGGAGUACCUGCGGCCGCCGCCCGCCAGGCUGGUCUGGCACUCCUUCGCGCAACUAGUGCUCAGUGACAGAGUCACACAUGGCAGCGGAGGAGGAAAGCCGUGGCUCGUGUACUUCCACUCGCCGCGCUGCCGGCACUGCUACGAGAUGUACGCCGACUUCGCCGUCGCCGCGACUCUGCUCGAAAACGCCGUCCAAGCGGGCAAAGUGAACUGCCUCACGGAGCGGUCGCUCUGCCAACAGGAACAAAUCAUGGCGUACCCCUCCAUCAAGCUAUAUCUCAGUGGCGGCGAGGACCACGCAUUUAGCAGCGUUAUAUCCGUCCCAGUCACAGAGUACCAGGGAAUCAUAGACGUGAUUCGACCUCAUUUGAUUAAGUACAAUGCGAAUUUGUUGGACGGUGUAGAUAAAUGGGGGCUGGACCCCCAAGCGUUUCAUAUGAAAAGGGAUGAAUUGUAGGUUUAGAAUAACAAAUUGUUUGGAAGAAUUUGGUAGGGUAAAGCAAAGGUAUCUUUUCCCCAUUCCUGUAAAUCAUAUGUUCUUACGGUUUAAGAAAGCCUGUACAACUAGAGUCUAUCUAUACUGAGUGCAUUGUAUUAUGUACAGCGCAGCGAUACGGUUUGCAACCUAGUUCGUGAGAUACGUCGAGAUAUAGUUCUUUCGGUUGCCAUUGAAUACAUCUUCCUUAUGAUAUGAGACACACGUGCCUACCCCGUCAAGGAUGAUAGUAGUGUGCAUAUUAUACUUAUAUACUGUGAGAAUUUGUAUAUAGUAAUUUCAAACCUUAGUUUUUUUAACUUAAAUAAGUAGAUCUGCCGUAUAUAAACAAUCUAUAAAUGUACUCCCAUAACCCAUUAAAACUAUGAAUUGGUGCUUAUAUUCUAUAGAGAAUUUGGCGUUUUUGGCAACUUAACCAUAUCAUUAACCAUUUAGAAUUUAAAUUAAUACAAUUGAU
Messenger RNA from Plutella xylostella (diamondback moth), 4300 nucleotides. NCBI's taxonomy places the organism in Eukaryota, Metazoa, Arthropoda, Insecta, Lepidoptera, Plutellidae. The record is from RefSeq and is a predicted model, not a curated record.